Messenger RNA from Anopheles maculipalpis, 2112 nucleotides. It is a transcript of the gene Dbx, whose product is annotated as homeobox protein Hmx. Gene Ontology annotation, molecular function: DNA-binding transcription factor activity, RNA polymerase II-specific; DNA binding. NCBI's taxonomy places the organism in Eukaryota, Metazoa, Arthropoda, Insecta, Diptera, Culicidae. Bases 1 to 2112 code for a protein of 703 amino acids. Gene Ontology annotation, biological process: regulation of transcription by RNA polymerase II. The transcript is spliced from 5 exons. The record is from RefSeq and is a predicted model, not a curated record.
AUGUCCACUGCCAUGUCGACAGCGUUCAUGGUGGACAGUAUCCUGCAGGAUAAGGACACACCAAGCGAACAAGUGUCCCGCUGUACGGACGGUUCCAGCCCGGUUGGGGUACUGCCCGGCGCUGUGUCCAAUGGGGACGCUGGAUCGCUCGCCUCCAUCUCGGACAGUGACGAGUUUGACGAGCCCAAAGACUCUGCCAGUCUGUGUGACUCGCCGAAAAGUUUCCACGGUCUACACCAUCAUCACGCAGCGGGUGAUCAUCAUCUGCAUCUGCAUCACCAUCAUCUACUGGCUCAGCAUCAUCAUUCGCACCACCAUUCGUCGGCGUACUCGGACGAUGAGGUACCGGCGGGUCCUCCGUCAUCCAUCAAUGGUGGUUCGAUCGUGAGGCGACCGAUCGGAACAUACCGAACCCAUCCGGACGAUGGUGUGCCGCUCGAGCAGAUGGAUUUCUGCUGUGCCAAGUGUGGCCACUGUCAGGCGGAACUUAAUCCUGGUAGUAGGUCCAGUCCAGUGGGCGGACCUGGAACCGGGGUAGAUAAAAGAGGUUCCGAAAGGGAACAUAAUAACAACAAUAAUGGGGGCAGCAAGGAGGAAAGUGGUGGCCCAGAAGUGGUUGGGGGUGAUGGUGGUUUGUGUGAGUUUGAGUUUCGCUGUGAAAAGUGUGGGUUCGGGGAGUAUGUGGUUCCGGGCAAGCAGACAAUCCUGAAGGAAAGCAGCAAACCGGUCCUGAAGUUUAGUGUGUCCGCAAUUCUGGGCGACAAGAAGGAUUGCGUUAAAGUUAGGAAUGAAUUUAUUCAACCACAGCACCUUUGGCCUUACAUUCAGCAGAACCUGAUCCAACAGAACCACUUAGCCAACCCGGCAUUCCUGGGAGCUCAUCCACACCAUCCGCAUCAUCCUCACCAGCAACUUCCCCAUCCUCAUCAUCAUCAUCCCCAUCACCAUCACCACCAUCAUCAGGCUGGACCACAUCCAUUGUCACCUCAUCACCCGCAACAGCAACAUCUUACCGUUGGCCCGAACGGCAGUCCGACCGGGCAUCCGGUUAACAGCAAUGGAGCUCCUCAUCAGCAGCAGCAGCAGCAGCAACAACACCAUCUUCACAAUAGCAGCAGCAACAGUACCAGCGAGUCUGGCAGCUUACCAAACAGCCCGGAACUACAGGAACCGUCAGCGGUAGCAGCGGUGGCACUACAGCAAUCGAGAGAUAAUAAAAUCAUUGCGAAACCACUUCCAAGUCGACCAACGCCCUUUCUGCACCACAGUCUCAACCAUCCGCAUCUUCACUCGCUGCUGGCCCACUGUCGCAAUCCUUACAUACCGGGUGGACCACAGGUUUUCCCACUACCUCCUGGGCAAGGUUUUCCGUGGGCACAUUCAACACGAGGGAAGCCCCGGCGGGGGAUGAUGCGGAGGGCUGUCUUUUCAGACUCCCAACGAAAAGGACUGGAGAAACGAUUUCAGCUUCAAAAGUACAUCAGCAAACCGGAUCGAAAGAAGCUCGCGGAACGGCUCGGUCUUAAGGACUCUCAGGUGAAAAUAUGGUUUCAAAACCGACGCAUGAAGUGGCGCAACUCCAAGGAACGCGAACUGCUAGCGAACGGAGGCUCCCGGGAUCAAACACUUCCGAACAAAAACAACCCCAACCCGGACCUUUCGGACGCCCGGACCGAUCGGCAAACGUCUCUCUCGCCUGCUCCAUCCGGCUCUCCCCCACAAGGCUCUACACCACUAGACAGCCAACCACCACCCCCGGCCCAUCCGCCACCGCCAACAACACCGUCAGACUCACCGAAACCUGCCCCACCACCAAUGCUUACCUUCAAGUCCAAGUUUGAGCUGCUAAAGCCCGGUGCCGGUGGGGACUUUAAGUUCGAUUUCGAGGAGCAGGUUCCGGUCGGGAAUCGUCCAUCGGGUGGUAUGCCCGGUGCUGGGGCACACUUCCCGAUGGGUGGUUUCUAUCAGCCCGACUCGGGACGUUCAAAUAGCAGCGCCUCGUCCGAUCUGCAGCCGGGCAGUGCGGUGAGCGGUUCGACGCCCAUGUACUACGAUGAGUACGAAUCGGCAGGCGACUCGGAUGAUAGUGACGAGGAAAUAAAUGUCACGUGA